AAUCAUGGAAACCGUAAUGGUUAUAUAUAUUUUCACUCAUCUUUACUCAACUAUCUCAUAAACCUUAUCGAGAACUACUAGAUAUGGAUAUGGCUUUUACGCACGUUUGUUUAUGGACGCUACUCACCUUCGUGUUGACAUGGACGGUCUUCUACGUCACAAACAGGACCAAGAAGGCCACGAAGCCUGCAGAUGCGGUGCUGGAGGAGCGUAAAGACGGUGCUACGGACGUCAUCAUCGUCGGGGCUGGUGUCGGCGGCUCGGCUCUCGCAUAUGCUCUUGCUAAGGACGGACGUCGAGUACAUGUGAUAGAGAGGGACAUGAGAGAACCUGAGAGAAUGAUGGGUGAGUUUAUGCAGCCAGGUGGACGUCUCAUGCUUUCUAAGCUUGGCCUUCAAGAUUGUUUGGAGGGAAUAGAUGCACAGAUUGCUACGGGCAUGACAGUUUAUAAGGAUGGAAAAGAAGCUGUAGCACCUUUUCCGGUGGAAAAUAACAACUUUUCUUAUGAACCUUCUGCUCGAUCUUUUCACAAUGGCCGAUUCGUCGGAAAACUGCGCCAAAAGGCUUCUUCUCAUCCCAAUGUGAGGCUGGAAGAAGGAACGGUGAAAUCUUUGAUAGAAGAAAAAGGAGUGAUCAAAGGAGUGACAUACAAGAAUAAAGUAGGAGAAGAAACAACAGCCUUUGCACCUCUCACUGUAGUAUGCGACGGUUGCUACUCAAACCUUCGUCGGUCUCUUAACGACAACAAUGCGGAAGUUUUAUCGUGCCUAGUUGGUUACAUCUCAAAGAACUGUCAGCUUGAGGAACCCAAAAACUUACACUUGGUAUUGUCUAAACCCUCGUUCGCCAUGUUGUAUCAAAUAAGCAGCACUGAGGUUCGUUGUGGGUUUGAGAUUUUCCCCCACAAUUUUCCUUCUAUUGCAAAUGGUGAAAUGGAAACUUUCAUAAAGAACACUAUUGUUCCUCAGAUACCACCAAAACUCCGCAAAAUAUAUUUGAAAGGCAUCGAUGAGGGAGCACACAUAAAAGUGAUAAAAGCAAAGCGCAUGUCAGCUACUUUAAGCAAGAAGAAAGGAGUGAUUGUACUGGGAGAUGCAUUCAACAUGCGUCAUCCAGCGAUCGCAUCUGGAAUGAUGGUUUUACUGUCUGACAUUCUCAUUCUAAGAGGUCUUCUCCAGCCAUUAAGCAAUCUCGGGGAUGCAAAGAAAGUCUCACAAGUUAUCAAGUCCUUUUAUGAUAUACGCAAGCCAAUGUCAGCGACGGUUAACACACUAGGAAGUGCGUUUUCUCAUGUGCUAAUUGCAUCGACGGACGAAGCAAAAGAGGCAAUGAGACAAGGUUGCUAUGAUUACCUGUCUAGUGGUGGGUCUCGCACGUCAGGGAUGAUGGCUCUGCUCGGCGGCAUGAACCCUCGUCCACUAUCUCUCAUCUAUCAUCUUUGUGCUAUCACUCUAUCCUCCAUUUCCAAUCUCCUAUCUCCAUUUCCCUCUCCCCUUCGCAUUUGGCAUAGCCUCAGGCUUUUUGGUUUGGCUAUGAAAAUGUUGGUUCCCCAUCUCAAGGCCGAAGGAGUUAGCCAAAUGUUGUUUCCAGCAAAUGCAGCCGCGUAUCGCAAAAGAUAUAUGGCCGCAACUGCCCUCUAAACAUUGAUGCACCAAUCUUUUAGAUUGUGAAAAUGGUACGCAUUAUUGUACUGCAGUGUCAAUGCGUACAAUUAUUUAAUAUGUAAAAUGGAAAAUAUCUAAUAAAUAAUUAAAUUUUAAUAAUAAAACGAGUUUUCAUUU
Camelina sativa (false flax) is the source of this 1781-nucleotide messenger RNA. RefSeq names its product squalene epoxidase 5-like. Gene Ontology annotation, cellular component: membrane; endoplasmic reticulum. NCBI's taxonomy places the organism in Eukaryota, Viridiplantae, Streptophyta, Magnoliopsida, Brassicales, Brassicaceae. The record is from RefSeq and is a predicted model, not a curated record. Gene Ontology annotation, molecular function: squalene monooxygenase activity; flavin adenine dinucleotide binding. Gene Ontology annotation, biological process: sterol biosynthetic process.